AUGUCACACCUGAGCCACAACAGGGCUGGACACCGUGGCUGCGGUCUACGACUUACCUGGAACCUGCUGGCUGCACACCUCACAACAUGGGGAGGCGGCCGAUCCCUCGGUCCGGCAACGCAUGGGGACGAUGCAAGACGAGUGACAGCCCCGCUACUCCCCCCCCGUACCAUCGGGGGUGAUCGCGGUCUAACCCUGGGAGGCAAACCUGAAGCGGUGGGGGCGCAGGGUGAAGCCAACUCCACAAACCAACAAUCCAGCGGAUGCCACGUUCCUCCCUGACCCCACUGACUCCCACCAGGGACUCUCACAAAAACUAGACGCACUGCUGACCAAUUUUUGGUGCAAAAUAGAGGGCAGAACACAAUCACUCGCCCCAUAUCAACCAAACUGCCACCCCACCAAAAGACUGACUCCAAACAGGAGGAAAGCUCCAAAGGCCCUACCUGCAGGACAGGCCUCAUCAUGGCGGCAGACCAACAAGAAUAAGAGGCGGAGACAAUACAUGCAACGACACCGGGGUCUCCAUGCACAGGGGAGAAAUAUAACAAUGUACACUCAUCCACUCUACACGGCGGUGACCGGGCCCAAAAGCUUGCAACGUCCUGGUCCACUGCAGAUCCGAACCCGACCAACAGACCUGCCCCUGCUCCUGAAGUCCGGGCAAAAGAACCCGCACAACCUGGCUGAGAGGCAGAAACGACGGACACCUGUGGGGGGAGAUGGCAGAACGGGAUACCAGCCAGAACACCCACUCCUGCCGGAGACACUGCACAACAUAUCGGCAUGCUCCAGGCGCUUUCCGAUGAUGGGAGUCGGCUGA
Molecule: messenger RNA, 823 nt
Organism: Pelobates cultripes (western spadefoot toad)
Lineage: Eukaryota; Metazoa; Chordata; Amphibia; Anura; Pelobatidae
Source: the annotation of a GenBank genome assembly